AUGCCGCUGGUUCCGUCCUUCCGGAUAAAGCUGGAUGACCAAAUCCUGCAGGGUCUGGCCACCGUGGGCAAGUUCGACGGGAAGAACCCGUGCCUGACGUGCGCCACGAGCGGGGGCAAGAUCUUCGUGUACGACCCCUACAGCAGGCGAGAUGAACAGGACACGCCCAAGGUGCGGUACCUGAACAUCAACAAGAACAUCACGGCGGUGGCGAGCGGGCGGCUGGACCCGAAUAUUGGCCGCGAUAUUCUUCUGGUGGGAACAAACACGGACGUGAUGGCGUACGACGUCGAGGAGAACCGCGACGUCUUCUUCAAAGAGGUGCCCGACGGUGUGAACGCGAUGGUGUGCGGGAGAGUUGGCACGCACAACCAGCAGCCGCUCGCGGUCGUGGGCGGUAGCUGCAACAUCACGGGGUACGACGCCGACGGAGAGGAACGCUUCUGGACCGUGACUGGCGACAACGUACGCGCGAUGGCCCUGGCGGACGUCACCGGCGACGGUUCCAACGAGCUGCUGGUCGGGUCCGACGACUACGAGAUCAGGGUGUUUGCAAACGACGACGCCAUCAGCGAGGUGACCGAGGCGGAGAAGGUGGUGGGCCUGGCUCACCUCUCCGGCUCGAGGUUCGGGUACGCGCUCGAGAACGGCACGGUGGGGGUGUACGAGGGCAGGAAGCGCAAGUGGAGGAUCAAGAGCAAGAACAGGGUCACGGCGUUCAGCGCGUUUGACCUUACAGGGGACGGACGAAAGGAGAUCUGCGUCGGGUGGUCCAACGGAAAGCUGGAGGUUAGGAACCAGGAAACCGGGGAGGUCGUGUACAAGGACUCGUUCAAGUCCCCCAUCAGCGCGCUGCUCAGGGCUGACUACCGUCAGGACGGAGGCGGCGACGACAUGAUAUGCUGCUCGCUGGACGGCGAGGUGAGGGGCUACAAGACGCAGGGCGCGUUGGGCGGCGUGGGCUCCCUGAAGGACGACGAGUUCAUGGAUGAGAACGUCAAGGAGGAGACCCUCGUGGAGCUCAACCAAAAACGCCAAGACCUACUCGCGGAGCUGAAAGGGUACGAGAGGAACACGAGGGCUCUGUACAACGCCGGCGUGGGUGGAGAGACGGAGACCACCGGCACCAUCCCGAAAGACACCAAGGUGAACUCGUCGCUGGAGAUGAACCCGGAGGAAGGAUGCGGUGAGGUGGUUCUCAGCACGAAUAACGACACCGUGAUCAAGGCCGCGAUACUAUUCUCGGAGGAGAUUUUCGACGAGGAGGCCAGGUUCGUGUACUUCCCAAACCCGCAACGAGUCGCGAAGGUCGCCAUCAAACCCAAGAAAGACUCCGCCGCCGACGUUGCCAUCAAAGUUCUGGUAUCGUCGCGCACCAGCUCGACGUACCACGUGUUCGAGGUCGACUUUCGUCUACCAAGGUUCUGCAUGUACUUGCCGCUCAAGGCGCUGCCGCAGGUACCGGCGUCGUCCGUGCAAGUGCGCAUCGCAGAGCGGUUAGUGAAAAUCGCCAAAUGGAUCGACGACGCGUUCAUGCUGCAGACGUCCCGCGAGGUGGAUGAUUACUCGGAGGAGUGUGGAUGCCACAUGGUCUGUCUGAGGGACUCGAAGCCGCUUAGUAUUCGAGCCGUGAACGCCGGCGACGACGGGUGCGACGUGGUGGUGCAUUGCGACGACAUGGACACCUGCGGCGAAGUUAUUCAGGACAUGACCAAGGCGCUUGGUCUGGGCGACGUGGAGUGCACGGCGGAUUUCCCGUACGACAUGGAGCGACUGCGCGAGACUCUGACGCGGGUGGAUGAAUACAACGCGCUGCGGUCCAGACUGGUGACGGAUGUGGCGGAUGCGAGCAACACGAUCAAACACCUUAUUAUUCGCGCGGAGGAUUCACGGAUCUUGAAGGAUUGGAAGACGAUGACGCGCAUGUACGGCGAGCUGAGGGACCUGAACCGCGAGCUCAUAAGGGAACACCAGAAGCGGGUCGAGAAUCACGAGGCGCUUCUGGCGGCACUGCGUGAGGUGAACCAAACUAUCCAGAAGGCAGCUAAGCUCAGGGCGGGCGGACCCAAAACCAAGAUGGUGGCGGCGUGCAGGCAGGCCAUCAAGGUAAACAACGUGCACGCGCUGUUCAAGAUCAUCCAGCUUGGCGCGGACCUCGCGGAACAAACCGCGGGAUUCGAGUAA
Molecule: messenger RNA, 2184 nt
Organism: Micromonas commoda
Lineage: Eukaryota; Viridiplantae; Chlorophyta; Mamiellophyceae; Mamiellales; Mamiellaceae
Exons: 1
Coding region: 1-2184 (727 amino acids)
Biological process (GO): non-motile cilium assembly
Cellular component (GO): membrane; ciliary basal body; BBSome
Molecular function (GO): protein binding
Source: RefSeq, a predicted model, not a curated record